Messenger RNA from Psammomys obesus (fat sand rat), 1890 nucleotides. It is a transcript of the gene Fosb, whose product is annotated as FosB proto-oncogene, AP-1 transcription factor subunit. Gene Ontology annotation, cellular component: nucleus. The record is from RefSeq and is a predicted model, not a curated record. Gene Ontology annotation, biological process: regulation of transcription by RNA polymerase II. The coding region runs from base 573 to 1592 and encodes 339 amino acids. Gene Ontology annotation, molecular function: RNA polymerase II cis-regulatory region sequence-specific DNA binding; DNA-binding transcription factor activity, RNA polymerase II-specific. NCBI's taxonomy places the organism in Eukaryota, Metazoa, Chordata, Mammalia, Rodentia, Muridae. The transcript is spliced from 4 exons.
ACGCCGGGUACACGCGGAGCCGGAGCUUGCGGGACUGGACUACUGCUGACUCUUCUUCUUCUUGGCGGCGGUGAAAUUUUUACAUAGAUAUAGCUAUACAUUUAAACCGGAGAGAAAGUUUUGUGGGUUUCUUUUUUGCAAGAGUCCUUCUAGAUCGUUCUUCCGUCUCGUCCUGAGGACAGACUUACUUUCUGUGGGCUUCUGGAUCGCGCCCCUCUGCCAUCCUUCCUUCAGCUCGUGGGACGCCCGGAAAGGAUUGGAACCGGAUCCGAAGCGCGCACUGAGCGGCGGGUCUCUGGGCGGGGAGCGAUCCCCGCGUCGCCCCCCGUGAAACCGACGCAGGUUGGACUUUCAGGAGGCACAGCGGCGGCCCGAAGGGGACCUGGGCGCUCGCAGAGGGUCCUCGCAUCGAAACCUGCGCAGCUCUCUGAGCCGGAGCUGAGCUUCCCCGCGCAGCGCACUUCGGGGACGUGUCCGGUGCACUCCGGACUUAUAGCUCCUUCCACUCGGCCAUAGCCUUGGCUUCCCGGCGACCUCAGCGUGGUCACAGGGGCCCCCCUGUGCCCAGGGAAAUGUUUCAAGCUUUCCCCGGAGACUACGACUCCGGCUCCCGGUGUAGCUCGUCGCCCUCCGCCGAGUCUCAGUACCUGUCUUCGGUGGACUCCUUCGGCAGCCCGCCCACCGCCGCCGCCUCCCAGGAGUGCGCCGGUCUCGGGGAAAUGCCCGGCUCCUUCGUGCCAACGGUCACCGCAAUUACAACCAGCCAGGACCUCCAGUGGCUCGUUCAACCCACCCUCAUCUCUUCCAUGGCCCAGUCCCAGGGACAGCCACUGGCCUCGCAACCUCCAGCUGUCGACCCUUAUGACAUGCCAGGAACCAGCUACUCAACCCCAGGCCUGAGUGCCUAUGGCACUGGUGGGGCCAGCGGAAGUGGUGGGCCUUCAACCAGUACAACCAGCAGUGGACCCGGGCCUUCCCGCCCAGCCAGAGCCAGGCCCAGAAGACCCCGAGAAGAGACACUUACUCCGGAAGAGGAGGAGAAGCGAAGGGUUCGCAGAGAGCGGAACAAGCUGGCUGCAGCCAAGUGCAGAAACCGUCGGAGGGAGCUGACGGACCGACUGCAGGCGGAAACGGAUCAGCUAGAAGAGGAAAAGGCAGAGCUGGAGUCGGAGAUAGCCGAGCUGCAGAAAGAGAAGGAACGCCUGGAGUUUGUCCUGGUGGCCCACAAACCGGGCUGCAAGAUCCCCUACGAAGAGGGGCCGGGGCCAGGCCCGCUGGCGGAGGUGAGAGAUUUGCCAGGGUCAACAUCCGCUAAGGAAGACGGCUUCGGCUGGCUGCUGCCGCCCCCUCCACCACCGCCCCUGCCCUUCCAGACCAGCCGAGACGCACCCCCCAACCUGACGGCUUCUCUCUUUACACGCAGUGAAGUUCAAGCCCUCGGCGACCCCUUCCCCGUUGUUAGCCCUUCUUCGUACACUUCCUCGUUUGUCCUCACCUGCCCGGAGGUCUCAGCGUUCGCCGGCGCCCAACGCACCAGCGGCAGCGAGCAGCCGUCCGACCCCCUGAGCUCGCCCUCCCUUCUUGCUCUGUGAACUCUUUAAGACAAACAGAACAAACAAACCCGCAAGGAACACGGAGGAGGAGGAGGAGGAGGGGAAGGUGCAGUCAGGGGCUGUGUGUGGACCCCUUGACUCUUCUGUCUGACCGACUGCCACCUCCGCCGCCCGACACGACGGAAGCACCUCCUUUGUGUUUUGUGCUCCGGUCUCUGCGCCCCGGCCAGGCCGGAGAGCUGGUGACUCUGGGAACAGGGGGUGGAGCGGGGUGGACACCCCUUCUGCAGAUAACUGUUUGUCCUUUCACUUCAACUUCUGGGGAUGCACGGCUGGG